UUGACUGACUCUUGCUACUUACCGCCUGCGUGAUAUUUUGGAGAAUUUUCGCGCCUCAUUCAUUCUUUAUUUCAUGAUUAUUUGUAUAACAUUCCAAAAUGGGUGCAUAUUUAUCGGAACCAGUAACUGAAAAAGUGUCAAGCGAUGAAGCAAACGCGAAACUGGAGUGUGGCGCCAGCUCCAUGCAGGGGUGGCGUGUCAAUCAAGAGGAUGCACACAAUACGAUAUUAGAUUUUGAUGUGAACACAUCAUUCUUUGCUGUGUAUGAUGGUCACGGUGGGGCAGAAGUAGCAACAUAUUGCUCACAAAACCUACCGGACUACAUAAAGAAUACAGAAGCUUACAAAAGUGGUGAACUUGUAAAAGCAUUAGAAGAUGCAUUCCUGGGAUUUGAUGCCACUAUUGCUACCAAAGAGGUUAUGGAUAUUUUAAAAGAACUUGCAGGUGAAAUAAAUCCUCCAGGUCCGAGCGACAAUGAUGAGUCCGAGGAUGAAAACGUCAGUAAUUUAUACCAAGAAGCAAGUCUGCCUUUACAGGAGGUUCUGGCCAAGUAUGAAAAUAAGCUGAGCACGCUGCACCGCGCAAAACUAGGCGACACAGCUACACCCUUGUCUCCCUGUUUGCGAGCCAAGAAGAAUACAGAUGAACCAGGUGGCUCAGGAGCCUCAAGUUCGAGUUCAGGGUUGUCGUUUGCUGCAGGAUCAAGCUCGGAACAGGCAGGCGAGGGCGCUUCGUCCAGCAAAAACGGUGCUGUUGAGAUGGACACGACCCCGGAUAAACCGGACGAAGACUCUGGUGGUGUAUCCUCAACUAAUUCAAAUGAAGAAGACAAGGAUGUGAAUGGAGAGGUUCAGUUCUCAGCUAAUAUGCACCCAAUUUAG
Ostrinia furnacalis (Asian corn borer) is the source of this 881-nucleotide messenger RNA. Its product is annotated as probable protein phosphatase CG10417. Lineage: Eukaryota; Metazoa; Arthropoda; Insecta; Lepidoptera; Crambidae. Gene Ontology annotation, biological process: protein dephosphorylation. The transcript has 6 exons. Bases 99 to 881 code for a protein of 260 amino acids. Gene Ontology annotation, molecular function: protein serine/threonine phosphatase activity; cation binding. The record is from RefSeq and is a predicted model, not a curated record.